GCCGGGGGUGGCCCCUUGGCCCCCUUUUGAGGCCUUCCCUCUCCGGCAGACGCCUCAAAAAGGGGUCCAGGGCGCCCGGCCCCCCCCCCGCUAGGGGGGGCCGUCGCCCUGAGCCAGGGGGGGGGCGUCGCCCUGCGCCGUGGCGGGUACUUAUUUAGAUAUAUUCAUGUUUAUCUUUAUGUUUUAUCAACAACGUCAACCUCAAGUUGUAUCCUUGUAAAUUGUAAGUAAGCCCAAAGUAAGCAGGAACAAGAAGUGCACUACCGCGUCCGGCUCCAGGUCCAGCAGCGGUUGAUUUAUAACUUGUUACACAAGUUAAAGUUCCGGCACAAAGCCUUCCAGGUGGAUAAAGAUAUCGAGAAACAAGAUGUAUACGGAGUUAGAGAAUCAAUGCUAUAUCCGAACCAGCAGAUCUUUGGUUGGAGAAUGAUCGACCUCGAGUGCAUUCCUCUUUGUUUACAUCAUUCACCCAACCAGAAGUCGCAGAAGCGCUUACUAGUACUACUAUCUAGCUUCAUGCGGCUGCUGGUAGCUUCUAGAUGUACCGUCAUCCACGAUCAUCUGCUAUCAGACUUGGUAUCUUCUUGUCUUGUUCUCAAACCAGGGGCUUCGCCAGGGCCCAGGACACAACAAACACUUACUACUCAGCCACAACAUAUCAUGAAUGUAAAUAUGUGCUUCUUGUAAUCUUUCCUCUUUUCAAAUCGGAAAACAGGUGGGAGGCCUCACCCACGUUGCUUCUUGUUAAAUCUUUGAUGAUUCAUCAGGAAUGCAUCGCAUAGUCUAGUAGGGGCUGGUAUGCUGGCCAGUGAUAGACUCAAUGGAAUGGAAAAACAAGAAGGCUGAACUCACGUCAGCACAUGAUCAACAAAGUAGGACAAGGACGUACACCUCUAGCUGCAAAGAAAGCUGACAGGGGACAUUAUUUUGCUGCAAAUCGGAACAGAUGAAGGUGGAAGCAAG
Molecule: messenger RNA, 963 nt
Organism: Amoebophrya sp. A25
Lineage: Eukaryota; Dinophyceae; Syndiniales; Amoebophryaceae
Source: the annotation of a GenBank genome assembly